AGCAAAAAACUCUCAAUGAGGGAGUUCAAAGUGGUCGUUCUGGGUAGUGGAGGUGUCGGAAAAUCGGCGUUGACGGUGCAAUUUGUCAGUAGCACAUUCAUCGAGAAGUAUGAUCCGACGAUUGAGGACUUUUAUCGCAAGGAAAUUGAAGUGGACGGUCAACCAUCAGUACUGGAAAUUCUGGACACUGCAGGAACGGAACAAUUUUCUUCGAUGCGGGAUCUUUAUAUCAAAAAUGGACAGGGCUUCGUUGUUGUCUACUCGAUCACCAGUCAACAGACGUUUCAUGAUAUUCGAAAUAUGAAAGAGCAAAUUGUCAGGGUUAAGGGAUCCGAAAAUGUGCCGAUUUUGUUAGUUGGAAACAAAUGCGAUCUUUCACAUCAGAGACAAGUACGAUCAGAGGAAGGAUUGGCGUUGGCCGAAAGUUGGUCAUGUCCAUUCACUGAAUGUUCCGCAAAAAACAAUCAAAAUGUGAAUGUCACAUUUGCGGAAAUCGUACGAGAAAUGAAUUAUGUGCAGAAUAAAUCAAGACAAAGCAAAUCAUGUUGCUCUCUGAUGUGACCCGAAGCUUCAUCCCCCAUCCCAAACAUCCCAUCCCAUCCAUUCUCCCUGUUUUAUGAUCUUUUACCCCUCCAUAUACCCCAUUCAAUCGAUUCGUUGGGAUUCACAAAAUUGCUCAUUUUAUAUCCAUAUUUGCACAUGUAAAUCGUCCACGGUCGUGUCACUUUCUAUUUAAACCUGCGAGAAAUUCGAUGGCGAAAAUUCGAAUUUCAAUCAAUUUGUAGAUUUUUUACGGGCUCACAUUUUCUCUUUUUUUCCCCCAUUUUUUUGUCAAUUUUUGAUUGAUUUGCAUGACUUUCCUUCUUUUUUUUCCACCCAACCCCUUUCCAUACAAUUUUCGUGUGCUAUGAACAUGAUGAACUUGCUCCAAUUUUUUCCCGAUUUAUUUCACUAAAAAAAAACAACCUACU
Messenger RNA from Caenorhabditis elegans, 971 nucleotides. It is a transcript of the gene rap-2, whose product is annotated as small monomeric GTPase. Gene Ontology annotation, biological process: signal transduction; Rap protein signal transduction. The transcript is spliced from 5 exons. Gene Ontology annotation, molecular function: GTP binding; G protein activity; GTPase activity. NCBI's taxonomy places the organism in Eukaryota, Metazoa, Nematoda, Chromadorea, Rhabditida, Rhabditidae. The record is from RefSeq and is marked reviewed. The coding region runs from base 16 to 561 and encodes 181 amino acids. Gene Ontology annotation, cellular component: recycling endosome membrane; membrane; endomembrane system.